Messenger RNA from Lathyrus sativus (Indian pea), 2058 nucleotides. NCBI's taxonomy places the organism in Eukaryota, Viridiplantae, Streptophyta, Magnoliopsida, Fabales, Fabaceae. The record is from the annotation of a GenBank genome assembly.
AUGAAGAACGAAUCGCGAAGUGUUGCCAAAGAUCAACUCUCGCCUGUUCAGCUUUCAGCUCCUCCUUCAUGGAAGAAACUGUACUUCCCUAAGAAAGCAGGAACACCAAGGAAAGGCGAGAUUGUAUUUGUUGCUCCAACUGGAGAAGAGAUAACCUCCAGAAGACAAUUGGAGCGGUAUCUAAAAUCACAUCCUGAGAAUCCUAACAUAUCAGAGUUUGAUUGGGGAACCAGUGACACACCAAGGCGAUCAUCAAGGAUUAGUGAGAAGGUCAAAACAACUUCACCUGCAGAAGCCGAGCCUCCAAAGAAACGCGGUCGGAAAUCAAUUGGUUCAAAGAAAGAUGACAAGGUAACUGAAACUGAAGCUCAUUCCGAGGAAGCCGAGCCUCCGAAGAAACGUGGUCGUAAAUCAAUUGGUUCAAAGAAGGAUGACAAGGUAACCGAAACUGAAGCUCAGUCAGAGAAAGCUGAGCCUCCGAAGAAACGUGGUCGAAAAUCAUCUGCUUCAAAGAAACAUGAUAAGGAGACUGAAGCUGAAUCUCCUUCAGAGGAAGCCAAGGAAAAAGAAAAGUCUUCUGCAGAAGAACCGAAAGCCGGUCCAGUUGAUGCUGAUGACAACAUCGAUGAUAAAAUAAAGAGUGAUGAUGCAGAGGUAAUUAAGCAAAGUAAUGCAGAAGGUGAACUUGUUCAAGAGCCUUUGAAGGCUGUGGUCGAGGAGGAGAUAGUUGAAUCGGCAAAGGAAAAGUCUUCUGCGGAAGAACCUAAAGCUGAUCCAAUGGACACUGAUGACAAUGUCAAUGAUAAAACAAGGGGUGAUGAUGCAGAGGAAAUUAAGCAAAGUAAUGCAGAAGGUGAACAUGUCAUUGAAGCUUCGAAUGCUGUGGUUGAAGAAGCAAUAGCUGAAUCAGCAAAGGAAAAGUCUUUUGUGGAAGAAUUGAAAGCCAAUCCAAUGGACACUGAUGACAAUGUCAAUGAUAAAACAAGGAGUGAUGAUGCGGAGGAAAUUAAGCAAAGUAAUGCAGAAGGUGAACAUGUUAUUGAAGCUUCGAAUGCUGUGGUUGAAGAAGCAAUAGCUGAAUCAACAAAGGAAACGUCUUUUGUGGUAGAAUUGAAAGCCGAUCCAAUGGACACUGAUGACAAUGUCAAUGAUAAAACAAGGAGUGAUGGUGCGGAGGAAAUUAAGCAAAGUAAAGCAGAAGGUGAACUUGUUCAAGAAGCUUCAAAUGUUGUGUCCGAGGAGACAAUAGUUGAAUCGAAAAAGGAAAAUCCUUCUGCAGAAGAACCGGCUGCUGAUCCAAUGGAUGCAGAUAGAAACAUUGAUGAUAAAACAAAUAGUAAUGAUGCAGCAGAUGAAAUUAAGCCUAGUAAUACAGAAGGAGAAUUUGUUCAAGAAGCUUUGAAUGCUGUGGUCGAGGAGGCAAUAGUUGAAUCGGAAAAGGAAGUGUCUUCUGCAGAACCAAAAGCCGAUCCAAUUGAUGCUGUUAGCAACAUUGAGGAUAAAACAAAGAGUAACGAUGCAGAGGAAAUUAAGCAAAGUAAUACAGAAGGUGAACUUGUUCAAGCUUCGAAUGCCGUGUUCGAGGAGGCAAUAGUUGAAUGUGAAAAGGAACUGUUUUCUGCAGAAGAACUGAAUGCCGAUCCAUUUGAUGCUGAUAACAUAAUCAUUGAUAACACAAAGAGUGAUGAUGCUGAGGAAAUCAAGCAAAGUAAUGUGGAAGCUGAAAAUUUGAUUGUUGAGAAUCCUCAAGUGGAAGAAACACCAAUUGCAGGACCAGAGGAACAACUUGUUGAAGAAGCUUUGAAUGCCGUGGUUGCUGAAAAACCACUAGAGGAGGCCCCAGUUGAAUUGGAAAAAGAAAAUGGUACAGUUGACAUUAGUAAGCAGGAACAAUCAGGUGCUGAGGAAAACGAAGGAGCUGAAAAAGUGAGUGUCAACUUUGAAGAAGUUAAUGGCAAGAAUGAAAUUCCAGCAAGUGAUGAAAAACAAACAAUUCAAGGUGAGGAGCAAGUGAAGAUGGUUGACAAUGAAAGUGUUAUUUGGAGCUGUGCUCAAUGA